This is a messenger RNA of Drechmeria coniospora, 750 nucleotides long. RefSeq lists its product as uncharacterized. The transcript is spliced from 3 exons. The coding region runs from base 1 to 750 and encodes 249 amino acids. Lineage: Eukaryota; Fungi; Ascomycota; Sordariomycetes; Hypocreales; Ophiocordycipitaceae. The record is from RefSeq and is a predicted model, not a curated record.
AUGAAGUAUGGAGCACAUGAAGUAACUGUAUUAUACAACUACAGUACACUGGGCCGUUUGCGUUCCUGCCACUUCCAGCAGCCAAAGCCACAACUUCCUCCACCUUGGUUUGCGCAGUUUACUUCCCAUACCCACAUUAUUCUUAUCACCACGAACCCUCAUUCAUUCAUUGUUCGUUGCUGUAUUUCCCCUCGCUCGACGGCGCCUGCUCCCAAGUCUCCUCAGCCUCCCCUCAAACGCCAGUAUCCGUUAUAUACCUACCUGCCAGCCUAUCGGCCUGCUACAGUUGUUGUCGCUGUGUAUCCGUCCGUGCUGCACCGCCUGCCGCAGGCUGCAUCUGCGCCUGACCCUGCGUCGGGCGCCAAACAACUCCCCUCUGCGAAUCCUUGGUUGAGUCGCCCCGAGGACCGAAUUCUCCUCGCUUCCUCCAUUGUCGGCUCCGUCGCCGACCCGGUAACGACAGAAAGAGUCUCCUCCUCGUCUCCUCCUCGGCCGAUCGCCCGCUCGCUCGUGCUCUCCUUCCCGGCAGCCGCCAACGGCAAAGGCUUCACAGGCGACCGUGGUUGGACUGCCUCGGUCACUGCCUCUGCCUCUGCUGUCUCUGCCUUUGCUUCCAUCGCCAUUCACCCACCUGGAAAGCUACCCGCGCACCCGACCAUCGAAGGCGCCGGCGUCGUCCGAGAACCCGGACUGGCUCCUCACUUCUGCGCGACUUCGGUCUUAUCCAAUACCACCACCAUACGCUGCUAG